Molecule: messenger RNA, 2233 nt
Organism: Benincasa hispida (wax gourd)
Lineage: Eukaryota; Viridiplantae; Streptophyta; Magnoliopsida; Cucurbitales; Cucurbitaceae
Gene: PMT6
Product: Major facilitator superfamily protein
Biological process (GO): transmembrane transport
Cellular component (GO): membrane
Molecular function (GO): transmembrane transporter activity
Source: RefSeq, a predicted model, not a curated record
AAACAAACAAAACAAAACUACCAUCCCGAUUUUAGAGAGUGACCACUCGACAGGCUAGAAGUCAGGACUGAAACUCAAACAGAUAUUACCAUUUUUAUCUUAAAUUGUGAAACUAAAAGCAGUUUGAUUAGAAGACGAAUUACAACAAAAUUGGUUUUCAUUAGGCGAAGACCAAGAUUUAGAACCAAUACUGUUCGAUCAGAUUAUUCAUCUUCAUCACCAUUUUUCUCUUUGAUCUUCAAGUAGUUCUUAUCAUUCUUAUCUAUAUUCAACAGAAAUAGCACAUCGAUUCUUGAAUAAAAAGCAAACCGAUUCAGUCUUCAAAACCAAAUUCUUUUGGACUUCCCCCUCAGUUUCUUUCCUUAUCUUCAUAAUAUAAUAGAGUUCUUUCUAUACUACAUAAUUGUGAAGAACAUAAGCUUUCUGAGAAACAAACCAUGAUCGGAGAAGAAGAUACAACCAAAAUGGAGAGGAAAAUAGUGGGUGGUUUGGAUGGAGAAGCCACCACUGGAACUCAGAACAAAGUCAAUAAAUAUGCUUUGGCCUGUACUAUUGUUGCCUCCGUUAUAUCCAUCAUCUUUGGUUAUGAUACGGGUGUUAUGAGUGGAGCUAUGAUAUUCAUUAAAGAGGAAAUGAAAAUCAACGAGGUUCAAGUGGAAGUUUUAGCUGGAAUUUUGAACGUGUGCGCACUGGUGGGAUCGUUGAUGGCUGGAAGAACCUCCGACAUAAUGGGCCGCCGGUACACGAUUGUUUUAGCAUCGGUGAUCUUCAUGAUUGGCGCUACUCUGAUGGGGUACGGCCCAACUUACGCAAUCUUGAUGCUGGGGAGGUGUAUCACCGGCAUUGGAGUGGGUUUUGCGUUAAUGAUUGCCCCUGUAUACGCAGCAGAAAUUUCAUCUCCAUCAUCAAGAGGAUUGCUCACUUCAUUACCAGAGUUCUGCAUCAGCUUCGGCAUUUUAACGGGGUAUGUCUCAAAUUACGCCUUCGGAAAAAUGGGUGUGAAAAUCGGCUGGAGAAUGAUGCUUGGAGUUGCAGCAAUUCCUUCGCUCGUCUUAGCUCUCGGAGUUUUGAGAAUGCCGGAAUCUCCCCGGUGGUUAGUGUUGCAGGGUCGGUUGAAAGACGCCAAAGAAGUUCUAUCCAAAGUGUCGAAUACAGAGGAAGAAGCAUUGCUCCGAUUCAAAGACAUUAAACUCGCCGCUGGAAUCCCCGAGGAUUGUGAACAAGACGUAGUGAAAAUGCAUAGAAAAACUCACGGCGAGGGGGUUUGGAGAGAGCUAUUAUUGUCUCCAACCGUCGCCGUGCGUUGGAUUCUAGUGGCGGCGAUUGGCCUGCAUUUCUUCCAACACGCUAUGGGAAUUGAAGCAGUUAUAUUAUAUAGCCCUAGAAUUUUCAAGAAAGCCGGAGUCACAAGCAAGGACAAGCUCUUACUGGCGACCGUCGGCGUCGGAGUGAUCAAAACGUCGUUCAUCCUCGUCGCUACGUUCUUGCUUGACAAAAUCGGAAGAAGGCGGCUGCUAUUUAUAAGCAUAACGGGGAUGACAGUUGCGCUCUCUAUGUUAGGGUUUGCUUUAACAAUGGUGGAACAUUCAAAUGGGGAAUUGCUUUGGGCGUUGGUUCUGAGCAUAUGCUCUGUUUAUACGUACGUCGCCUUCUACUCGGCCGGAAUGGCGCCGAUUACUUGGGUGUACAGCACUGAAAUUUUUCCGUUGAAAUUGAGGGCACAAGGGGCGAGCAUUGGAAUUGCGGUGAACAGAUUGAUGAAUGCGACAAUUUCGAUGAGUUUCAUUUCGAUCUACGAAGCAAUUACGAUUGGUGGGGCUUUCUUCAUGUUCGCCGGAAUCUGUGUAGUAGCUCUGAUUUACUUCUAUUUCUUCUUGCCGGAGACGAAAGGGAAGUCGUUGGAAGAGAUAGAAAAGUUAUUCGGCAAAAAUGAAGAGCCCGUAUACAAUGAAGAUGGUAAAGCAAGAGACUACGUGUAGUUUUCAAGCCACACAAAGAAGAAAACGACAUGUAGGCAAUCUUCUUCGUGUACCGGUUCUUUGUAAUUUGAAAAUUGUAAUUUGAGCUAAAAUUCUCCAAUUAUCAUCACUUUUUUUAAUAAUGGGUUUUACCAUACGGAAAUAAAAUCUAGUACUACGUGAGUAUUAACUCCUUAUCAUAUAGGGGUGGUUUGUUUUGUUGUAAUAGAAUGUGUUUGGAAUGAUAUGUAAUCUAAAACUAUGUUUGAGUUGAG